CGAGCAGCGACUGCUCUUCCCUGCUGGUCCAUCCUCCCUCCGCCUCGGGACCCCACAGAGUGAAGCGGCCGCCGUCCACUUGCUGAUAGCCGUGCCAUCUGCGGUGAUUCCCGAUCUCCGCUCCGGCCGAGAAGCACUCGGGGCACAGCUCGAUGUCGGGACAGUCGGUGCAGCGCAGCCGCAGGUUCGUCACGUCCGCCAGGCAGUUCACGCAGUACUUCUUACACAGGUCCGCCAUCUUGGCGCUGGCUUGUUGCUCGCUCUCCCGCGCGCGCGCGCUGCCUCUCUCUCUCUCUCCCUGUGCGUGUGCGCGCUUUCGGAAGCCGCGCGGACGUUUGUGUCUGGCGCAUGCGCAUCACGGCGACGUCGUGCACUCGCCUCGCCAGGGUCUCAUGAAUAUUCAUACCGGUGGCGAGCGAACGCGCUGAUUGGUUGUAUCCAAGACGACCAGGAAGUACACAAACGGAUCUGGUGUGAAUUUUAUUCUCAACUCUGUUCAUUCCUGUUUCACACAUUCUGGACUUCAGAACCACGCAGGUCCUGAAAUAUGCCCACUUUUCACAUGCCUAUAUUUUAGAUUCUUCUUAUUUUAUUCGAUUUAUCUACUUUUAUCUUGAAAAAAAUCUGUUCAAGCACCAGGCAAAUUCCUUGGACUUGGCCAAUAAACUCGGUUCUGGUUCUGGUUCUGGUUCUGAUUUAACCUCAGAUUAUCCUCUGAAAAUGGAAUCGGAGCAGUCACUUGAGGAAAAGGGUCCUGAUGUGAAGUCUGAAGAUCCAAACGUGGCAGAGGCAGCAGACGUCCUAGACAGUGAAAAUCUCUCUGAACCUGAUGUCGCAGAAGUAGACAAAGAAGAGGAGCUGGUGCAAGCACCAACUGAACAGGAUGAAGAUAACAUGCAGAAUACAUCAGAAAAUCCUGAAGAAGAUGUUGAAGCUUCAGUGAUAGAUGAACUUCUUGUUUGGGACGAUGUCGAGGAGUGUUAUGACUCGGGUGUAAACGUUAUUGAAAACGAGAAUGAAGAAGAAGAAGAACCUAAAAACCAAGUGGAAGAUCACAAACUGUCUCCAGAUGUAGACGUUUUUGAAAACGAGAAUAAAGAAGAAGCUGAAAGCUAUGAGGAAGAACAGUCUACUGCUGAUCUACAACACAACCUUAAAGUGAAGUUUGAGGAUGAGCAGAAGCUUCUUCAAGAACUCCAAACAGAACAUGAAAAGCUGAGUCAGCUCAAUUACCAGCUCCAAGCAAAACUAGCUGAACAGUUCUGGUUUAAAUCAGGUGGUAAACUGGAGUCAGGGCAAGAGAAGAGUUUCUCAAGCCAAGAGUACUGCCAGAUCAUAGAGGCUGUUAAGAGGCAGAAGGAGGACGAGGAACAAAAGUUUCUCCACCAUCGCUAUGUUAAUGAGCUGCAUCGGCAGAACAAUGAGAAGCUGGAGCAAAUCAAGUGCGAGUGGAACAUGCUAGUAUCGACAAUGCGUGAGGUGGUCGUUACAGAUCUAGAGCAGGCAAUGAGCAAGACUGCGGCCCAAGGUGUGGCUGAGCAUCUGUUAACAGCUGUACAGAAAUGCUAUGUUGAGUUUGUCUCUGUCAAGAAUGAAAACCUCAAGCUGAAUCUACAGAUGGCCAGGUUGGAGGUAGGGCUGCAUGUUAGCGAAGAGGAUCAAGAUGAAGAGAUGCACCACCUUGAUAUCGAGCAGGUACAGAUUGAAAACCAGUCUUACAGUGAAAAGAUCCAGGAGUGCAGCGAUGAAUUGCUGAAGUUCAGAAGGAUGCUUCCCCACACCAGACAGAUUCUGAUGCAGGUGAAAGAGAAGUUGAGGUUUGUUCAAGAGGAGAACCAGGUGAAGCGAGUGCAUUUUGAUGAGCUGAAUGCACUGGUGCUGCGUGAGCAGGGAGCUCUGAUAAAGACAAUGCAGGAACGGGACGUCCUGCGCUUCGACAACCUGCGUAAGCGGCAGGACUGUGGCCUACUGGGAAACCACACACUACUCCGGGACUUUGAGGACACAGAGGAUGAGCGUGAGGCACUCGAGAGACAAAUUGAGAAUCUGAAGAGAGACACACAAGCCCAUACAGAUACACACGUAUCUGCAAGUGCAUGUAACACACAUGCAGAAACACAAUAACAUGAAGGCCCAUUGAGCAUGUUUAUUUUGUAGUAGAGAUUUUAAAUGUAUAUCAGACAAGUUUAAGCAGUAACAUUUGUAGAA
Neoarius graeffei (lesser salmon catfish) is the source of this 2208-nucleotide messenger RNA. RefSeq names its product coiled-coil domain containing 96 (gene cfap184). Bases 721 to 2124 code for a protein of 467 amino acids. The transcript is spliced from 5 exons. Lineage: Eukaryota; Metazoa; Chordata; Actinopteri; Siluriformes; Ariidae. The record is from RefSeq and is a predicted model, not a curated record. Gene Ontology annotation, biological process: cilium assembly. Gene Ontology annotation, cellular component: ciliary basal body; axoneme.